Messenger RNA from Paraphaeosphaeria sporulosa, 1404 nucleotides. RefSeq names its product amino acid transporter. NCBI's taxonomy places the organism in Eukaryota, Fungi, Ascomycota, Dothideomycetes, Pleosporales, Didymosphaeriaceae. The transcript is spliced from 2 exons. Gene Ontology annotation, biological process: amino acid transmembrane transport. The record is from RefSeq and is a predicted model, not a curated record. Bases 1 to 1404 code for a protein of 467 amino acids. Gene Ontology annotation, cellular component: membrane. Gene Ontology annotation, molecular function: L-amino acid transmembrane transporter activity.
AUGCGUAAAGAAUAUACACCAAGUCGACAGGAAAAGCUGCGCUCGUUCACUGUAAUGUGUCUCAUCUUCAAUCGCAGUAUCGGCUCUGGUAUAUUCGUUACCCCCGCGAAAAUUCUUAGAGCGACUCAAAGCGUUGGCAUUAACAUUAUCUUUUGGGCCGUUGGAGGUUUCAUUACUAUAUGUGGAAUACUCGUAUGGCUAGAGUUCGGACUUUCAAUUCCUCGGGAACAUGUGGAUGGUAAAGAUCGCGCUGUUCCCCGUAGCGGUGGGGAAAAGAACUAUCUAGAAUGGGUUCUUAGGAAACCGAAAUUUCUGGCGACUUGCAUGUACGGUAUCGCCUUCGUCAUCCUUGGUAACCUCUCUGGGAACGCCGUUGCCUUUGGAAGAUACGUCCUGUUGGCAGCUGGGCAUGAAGACCCAGGGAAAGGACCGGUCAUUGGCAUUGCUAUCGGCGCCUUGACAGUUGUAGCACUUCUCCAUGCAAUAUCCAGAAGAGGCGGUAUCGUGGUGAACAACUGCUUUGCCGUUCUCAAGAUUGGCAUCCUUUUGACCAUCAUCAUCCUCGGAUUCACCGUGCAAGGCGGUAAAAACUUCAACUCAGAAGGAGCCAGGUCACAUGGCUCCACCUUCAAGCCAGGAGACACCUUUUCCGAUCCAAGUCGGGCAUUAGCCAGUUACACUACCACGUUUCUGUACGUCUUGUACACCUACUCAGGGUUUGAGCAGCCAUUCUACGUACUCAGCGAAGUGCACAGGCCGAGGAAAUACUUCGCCCGAGCUGUCGUCUCUGCCUUGGCCAUACUUACGCUGCUCUUUGUCCUGGUCAACAUCGCCUAUAUGUGCGUGAUUCCCCUUGACUUCAUUCUGGAUCCGAAAAACGCAAGCACGGAUAUCACAAGCAUGUUCUUUGAGUUGGUAUUUGGCAACGAUACUGCCAAGCGCAUCAUGCAGGCCUUGGUUGCGUUCUCGAUUCUGGGGAACUUAAUUGUGAUGACUUUUACCGCGACCCGUGUCAAGCAAGAGAUCGCAAAGGAAGGUAUACUCCCGAAGAGUCUCUGGUUAGCCACCUCAAGGACAACACCAACCGCGAAAUUACUCAACAGGAUCACCAAGAACGAAGUAAAUGGUGGUGGGGCCACUGACGGUGACGAGCAUCUGGAACAGUCGCCAAUGGCUGCCCUUGGUUUGCAUUGGGUAUCUUCUGUUUUUCUACUUGCAGUAACAUCGGCAUUGAAAGUGGACGAUUCAUACAACUUUCUGGUCUCCUUGUACGCCUAUGUUCUUAUCUCUCUCAUGGGAUUCUGCACCAGUCUCGGGCUCCUAUAUUCUAAAUACAUUCGAAAGGAUUUCCUAUCGCAACAGCCUCCAUUGGGUGGUCCGGCAGCGGCCAUGAUCUACUGGUAA